AUGUUCCAAGAACAUGUUACAUCCUCAUCUGCAGUCUCUGCUCAUACCAUUGCAUCAGUUAUUGUAGCUGUAGUAGAAGGGAGAGGACUUGCCAGAGGUGAAGUAGGAAUGGCCAGCAUUGACUUAAAAAAUCCUGAGGUGAUACUGUCACAGUUUGCAGACAAUACAACCUAUGCCAAGGUUAUCACUAAACUCAAGAUUUUAACACCACUAGAAAUAAUAAUGUCAAAUACAGCUUGUGAUGCAGGGAACACAACAAAGUUGUUCAGUCUGAUAACAGAGCAUUUCAAGAAUGUGAAUUUUACAACAGUUCAGAGAAAAUACUUCAACGAAACAAAAGGGUUGGAAUACAUAGAACAGUUGUGUGCAUCUGAAUUUAGCACCGUUUUCAUGGAGGUUCAAUCAAAGUACUACUGCCUCGCAGCUGUUGCAGCUUUGCUAAAAUAUGUUGAAUUUAUUCAAAAUUCAGUGUAUGCUCCAAAAUCCCUCAAGGUGCGUUUCCAGGGUAGUGAGAAAACAGCAAUGAUAGAUUCAUCAUCAGCGCAAAAUCUUGAACUAGUAACUAAUAACAGAGAUUCUCGGAAUGGUCAUACGCUUUUUGGUAUCCUAAAUUACACGAAAACUCCAGGUGGAAGUCGAAGACUUAGGUCAAAUAUCCUGGAGCCACUACUUGAUGCUGAAACAAUUAACACAAGACUGGACUGUGUGCAAGAAUUACUCCAGGAUGAGGAGCUGUUUUUUGGUCUUCAAGCAGUUAUCUCAAAAUUCCUGGAUACUGAACAGCUACUUUCAGUUUUGGUACAAAUUCCAAAGCAGGAUACAGUUAAAACUGCUGAAUCAAAAAUAACUAAUUUAAUCUACUUGAAGCAUACGCUAGAACUUGUAGAGCCUCUAAAGGCUGCUUUAAGAAACUGUAGCACGCCUCUGCUAAAAGCAUACUACAGUUCCCUCGAAGAUUCAAGGUUUGGAAUUAUACUUGAAAAGAUAACAGCUGUAAUUAAUGAUGAUACACGGUAUACAAAAGGAUGUCUGAAUAUGAGGACCCAAAAAUGCUAUGCUGUAAAGCCAAACGUCAAUGAAUUCCUUGAUAUAGCUCGUAGAACAUACACAGAAAUUGUUGAUGACAUAGCAGGUCUGAUAACACAACUUGCUGAAAAGUACAAUCUACCAAUGAGAACAAGUUUCAGCUCUGCUCGUGGAUUUUUUAUCCAGAUGAAUGCUGAUUGUUCAGUAUUACCCAAUGGCCAGCUUCCUUCAGAGUUUACAAAGAUCACUAAAAUGAAAAACACAUACAGCUUUACUUCAGCUGACUUAAUAAAAAUGAAUGAAAGAUGUCAGGAAUCCCUCAGAGAAAUUUAUCACAUGACCUACUUAAUAGUAUGUAAACUACUCAAUGAGAUCUAUGAAUAUAUUCACUGCCUGUACAAGCUAUCUGAUAUUGUGUCAAUGCUGGACAUGCUGCUUUCAUUUGCCCAUGCCUGUACCCUGUCUGACUAUGUUCGUCCAGAAUUUACAGAUACUUUAGCAAUCAAGCAGGGAUGGCAUCCCAUUCUUGAAAAAAUAGCCGUGGAAAAACCUGUGUCAAAUAACACGUAUCUGACAGAGGGUAGCAGUUUCAUCAUUAUUACAGGGCCAAAUAUGAGUGGAAAAUCAACAUAUCUAAAACAGAUUGCUCUCUGUCAAAUUAUGGCGCAGAUUGGUUCUUACGUCCCUGCAGAAUAUUGUUCUUUUAGAAUUGCAGAGCAAAUUUUCACCAGAAUAGGUAUGGAUGAUGAUAUAGAAACAAAUGCAUCUACAUUCAUGAAGGAAAUGAAAGAGAUAACAUAUAUCAUACAAAAUGCUAAUGACAAAUCACUCAUCAUAAUUGACGAACUCGGAAGAGGUACCAGCACUGAAGAAGGUAUUGGCAUUUGUUACGCUGCCUGUGAAUAUCUGUUGAGUUUGAAGGCAUUUACAUUGUUUGCUACACAUUUCCUGGAACUAUGCCAUAUAGAUGCUUUAUACCCCAAUGUGGAAAAUUACCAUUUUGAAGUGCAACAUGUGAGAAGUAGUGUUGGAAAUAAGGAGAAAAUUGCUUAUACUUAUAAACUCUCUAAAGGAUAUACAGAGGAAAAGAACUACGGAUUAAAAGCUGCAGAAGUUUCCUCUCUACCACCAGCAAUAGUUUUGGAUGCAAAGGAAAUCACAAACCAUAUUGCAAGACAAAUUUUGCAUAGACAGAAAAGCACUCCUGAGACCAUGAAACAGAGAGUUGUAUAUCAUUUAGCAAUGAGAUUGGUCCAGACUGCCAGAAAUUCUCGACUGGAUCCAGACAGCUUGCGAAUAUAUUUGAGAGGCUUGAAGAAAAAAUACGAAGCCCGCUGUCCUGCAUCUUGAGCAAG
Molecule: messenger RNA, 2381 nt
Organism: Tinamus guttatus (white-throated tinamou)
Lineage: Eukaryota; Metazoa; Chordata; Aves; Tinamiformes; Tinamidae
Source: RefSeq, a predicted model, not a curated record